AUAGACACCUUUUAGGUCUUGGACGACGCACCUGCGUCGCCGACGGCGGCGGUAUCAUCGGUGAGCGGACGCGCGGCCGGCCAGGCGAGCGUGAUCCUCGAUCCAAGAGGUCGGUAGGGAUCGAGAUGACCGGGUGCCUGUGGCCGUGCGUGGGAGCGGCGGUGGCUGGGCAUGGGGCCGGCCAUCGGAAGGCGGGGCUGUUCCGCUCCAAGCCCAGGACCCCCGCGGAGGUGGUGCAGCACGCCAGGGACCUAGUCACCUACAUCCUCGACAACAAGGACGGCUGCGGCGCCGGCAAGCGCGACGCCAAGCAUGAGCACAGGAUGGUAGAACUAAGCAAAGAAGUCAAGGAGAUGAAAGGCAUUCUGUAUGGUAAUGGCGAAGAAGAUCCUUGUGAAGAAGCAUGCAAGCAAUUGACUAAGGAGUUCUUCAAGAAGGACACUGACACCUUCCGUCAACUAAUUGUUUGCCUUCAAUAUGUGGACCUGGAAACGCAAAAGGAUAUUACACAAGUGAUAGCAAAUUUGCAAAGGCAAAAGGUUGAUUCAAGAUUGGUUGCCUCUGAUUACUUAGAAACCAACUUGGAUCUUUUGGAUAUUUUGAUGUCUGGGUAUGGAAACUUGGACAUUGCAAUACAUUAUAGUACUCUAUUGAGAGAUUGCAUACGCCACCAAGUUGCUGCAAGGUACGUACUGGAAUCUCCACACUUUAGGACUUUCUUUGAUCAUAUACAGUUUCCAGACUUCAAUGUGCAAUCAGAUGUUUUUAAAACUUUUAAGGAACUCAUGACACGGCAUAAAUCAACUGCUGCUGAGUUCUUUUCCAAGAAUUAUGAUUGGUUCUUUGCGGAAUUCAACUCGAAACUGAUAUUAUCUGCUUCCAAUUACUUCAUCCGGAGGAAAGCCAUUCAGCUCUUGCGAGACAUUCUUUUGGAAAGGUCAAACGCUGCAGUGAUGGUGCGCUAUGUUAGUUCGAAAGAGCAUCUCAUGAUUCAAAUGAACCUUCUAAGGGAUGAAAGCAUAGCCAUUCAAGUAGAGGCUUUCCAUGUCUUCAAGCUGUUCGUCGCUAACAAGGAGCAGGCACCUGAGAUCACCGGCAUACUGCUCGCCAACAGAAGCAAGCUCCUGAGGUUCUUGAAAGACUUCACCACCGUCGAGAAAGACGACAAGAAGUUCGAAGCCGAUAAAGCUACGGUCAUCUCGGAGAUCCUAGCGCUAAAUGGUGCUGAAAAGUAAUAGAAAGACAAGUUGAAAGCAUCGCGAGUUCGCGACGUGCAAAGAGCAGUAGCCAGCUAGUGUCUGUCUCCCUGUGUUUGUGUUUCAUGCAUGCAUAAUCGAGUGUGAAGGUGAAAGCCCGGUGCGGGCUCAUUGGUUUCUUUUAAUUUGGGCCCACGCGGCGCCGCGCCGCGCCACAAUUGAGCGCGCAGCGUGAUGCAGUGCUGACAGGUUGUUGUCUUUGCGACAAAUUGUCUUUUAAUUUAUCUGUUGCUUCAG
Molecule: messenger RNA, 1493 nt
Organism: Zea mays
Lineage: Eukaryota; Viridiplantae; Streptophyta; Magnoliopsida; Poales; Poaceae
Product: Mo25 superfamily protein
Biological process (GO): intracellular signal transduction
Molecular function (GO): protein serine/threonine kinase activator activity
Source: RefSeq, marked validated